CCAAGAUACAUGUACCUGUUGUAGGUAAAGACUGUGGAAAAGAACUAAAUUAAGGUACUGAACUAAUGGGAAUAAUCUCACCGCCUUAAUUUCUCGUGCCAAAAAGUUGCUCCCCAAUCGUUGCGUGGCUUCAGCGACUGCCCCUCCACCGGCGGCCUUUGCCUUUGCCUUGGGCCAGGUAAAGUAGUCUCCCUCCAUGGAUCCUUCUCCAGUCUCCUCCAGAGCCCAGAGGGAAAGUAGUGCCCCCCUUUUUCCCAUUAGCUUACCUUAACUGCAACGUUGACGUGGGAAUAUCUUUUCUAGCCUCCCUUGCCUUUGCUUCCACCUCCUUUAUAAACCUCCCCAUUCCCUCUCAUCUCUCUCCGAACCCUUACACUCGCUAGCAUACUACGUGUGUCGAUUCGUGACAUCGUUUGCGCGCAUCGUCUCUACAGAUUGUUCUUUGUCUUGUCUGUAACAUCUUCAUACCGCCUCUGAUCAUCAUGUCUUCAAACGGUACUCAGGAGGCCCCCAUUGAGGUCCGCCGCAUCUGCUGUGUCGGUGCUGGUUACGUUGGUAAGUUGCAGAAACCUUUUCCAAUCGACUCUCCAUGAGAGAGGAAAAAGCUGGUGUAUCGAAUUUGCGAGAGUUGUGGCAAAGCGCUCGAUAUCAUGACUGCGCGCUUAUCAACCCCUCGAAAUGCUAUACACCACUCCCAUAACGCAAUUGAGUUCCAACAAACUAACAAACUUCACACAGGUGGCCCUACCGCUGCUGUCGUCGCUUUCCAGAACCCCAACAUUCAGGUCACUGUUGUUGACCGAGACACUACCCGCAUUCGCCGUUGGAAUUCCCGCCACCCCCCUAUCUACGAGCCCGGUCUGCACGAUAUCGUCCGAAUUGCCCGUGAUGGUGGCCGACCUACCAAGAUCUCCAAUGAGCCUACCACUGACAGUGAGGGUUCCUCUGCCGAGGAGGGCGAGAUCGCCGUCGCUGAGCGCAAGCCCAACCUGUUCUUUUCCACCGACAUUGCCAAGCACAUUGGCGAGGCCGAUAUUGUGCUUGUUGCCGUUAACACUCCCACCAAGUACCGUGGUGUUGGUGCCGGCAGCGCCACUGACAUGACCGCUUUCGAGGCUGUCACCGGUGUUGUUGCUCAGUACGCCCGCGAGGGCGCCAUCAUUGUCGAGAAGUCGACUGUUCCUUGCCGAACUGCCCAGCUUGUCGCUGAUACUCUUAACAUGCACCGCCCUGGUGUCCAUUUCGAGAUUCUCUCCAACCCCGAGUUCUUGGCUGCUGGUACCGCCGUCAACGAUCUCCUCUACCCUGACCGUAUCCUGAUCGGUUCUGCUCCUACCCCCUCUGGUAAGCGAGCUGCCGAGGCUCUCGUCAAGGUUUACAACGCCUGGAUUCCUCGUGAGCGCAUUUUGACCACCAACGUCUGGUCUUCCGAGCUCGCUAAGCUUGUUGCCAACUCUAUGCUGGCUCAGCGUAUCUCCUCCAUUAACUCUAUCUCCGCUGUCUGCGAGCAGACUGGCGCGGAUGUUGAUGAGGUUGCCCGUGCUGUCGGUGUUGACCCCCGUAUUGGUAACAAGUUCUUGAUGGCUGGUAUCGGUUUCGGUGGCAGCUGCUUCAAGAAGGAUGUUCUCAACCUCGUCUACCUUGCUGAGACCAUGGGUCUUCCCGAGGUCGCUGAGUAUUGGCGCCAGGUUGUCAAGAUGAACGAGUAUGCCCGUGACCGUUUCUCCAACCGUGUCAUCAAGUGCCUCAACAACACCCUUGUUGGCAAGAAGGUUACCAUUCUUGGCUUUGCUUUCAAGAAGAACACCUCCGAUACCCGUGAAGCUCCCGCUCUUGAGAUGAUCAAGACCCUUCUUGAGGAGCGCCCCCGUGAGGUGGCUGUCUUCGAUCCCUGCUGUAACCCUCUGGUUAUUAAGGCCGAGAUCAAGGAACUCCUCGGACCCCUCGCUGAGGGACAUAACAUCACCGUUCACGGCAAUGCCUACGAUGCUUGCGACUCCAGUACCGCCAUCAUCAUUGCUACCGAGUUCGACGAGUUCCGCAACCAGCCUCCUCCUCCUCCCGCCCCUACACCUGCCGUCCAGUCCAAGACCAUUGGCCGCAAGCCCAACCCCAAGGCCGACCCUCGUCCUUUCGAGAGCGCCACCCCCAGUGCCAACGAGCUCCUCGCUCUCCACAAGCACCUUGUGCAACGUGCCGAUGUCCAGUCCCAUGACCCUCUGGACCGCUUCAACGUCGAGCCCAGCUGUGAAGAUGACUGCCCCGACUGCAUCCAGGAGCGUGAGAGCAAGGACACUGGCUUCGCUACAGGAAUGGGAAGCUCCGAGGAGUACAAGCCGAAGGAGCGCGUUGACUGGGUCCGCAUUUCUGAGAGCAUGGCCAAGCCCCGCUGGGUCUUUGAUGGCCGUGGUGUCAUCGACUCUCGCGAGAUGGUCAAGCUUGGCGUUCGCGUCGAGAGUGUUGGUCGCCAGCACCGCUUCUAGAUGUCUCACCUGAUUUUGAGACAGACACAAUUUUUUCGACGGCCGACUUUUAGAUUUCUUGAUUGUAUGAAUUCGUCGACUGUUGGCUAAGAUUAUACCGUUUUUAAUAAGCAUGAAAUGACACAUGGACGUGGUUGAUGAUACACGCCGAGAUACACUGGAAGGACAUGGCGGAUGCACGGCGUGAACAGGUGAAGAUGUUUACUGGACAUAGAUUUAGAUUCGAAGAUGUUAAAAAAAUGUGAUGCGAGAGCAAUGUUUCUAUUACCUGAUGUCUAUACUCUAUAGUACCUGGGUUUAUUUAUGGCCCUCUGACCCAUAGUAGUAGCCGUUUGAACUCUGGCGAUGAACAGAUCAGACUACCCCAUGUCUAUCAAUUAAGCUUAAGAUGGGGAGGCCAGCAGCCAGGUAGGUACUAGC
This is a messenger RNA of Fusarium verticillioides 7600, 2903 nucleotides long. Its product is annotated as UDPglucose 6-dehydrogenase. Gene Ontology annotation, molecular function: NAD binding; UDP-glucose 6-dehydrogenase activity. Lineage: Eukaryota; Fungi; Ascomycota; Sordariomycetes; Hypocreales; Nectriaceae. Gene Ontology annotation, biological process: polysaccharide biosynthetic process; glycosaminoglycan biosynthetic process. The record is from RefSeq and is a predicted model, not a curated record. Gene Ontology annotation, cellular component: cytosol; nucleus. Bases 651 to 2483 code for a protein of 610 amino acids. The transcript has 2 exons.